This is a messenger RNA of Taeniopygia guttata (zebra finch), 2117 nucleotides long. The record is from RefSeq and is a predicted model, not a curated record. NCBI's taxonomy places the organism in Eukaryota, Metazoa, Chordata, Aves, Passeriformes, Estrildidae.
UUCCCGUUUUCUUCUCCCGUUUGUAUUUGCUGCUUCCUUCCCGUCGGCUGCCGCUGUCUGUCCGCGGCGGCGCCGCUGCUGGGAGGCGUGUCCGGGCCUGGCAGCGAGGGGAGAGCAGCGUCAUGGCCAAUGUGCUCUGUAACAGAGCAAGAUUGGUCACCUACCUCCCAGGCUUUUAUUCCUUGCUCAAAAGAGUUGGGAAUGCCAAAGCUUUUUCCACUGCAGGAUCCUCUGGCUCGGAUGAGCCUCACGUGGCUGCUGCACCUCCUGAUUUAUGUCCCAGGACGGUGUGGCCGGACGAGCUGAUGGGUCCCUUUGGGCCGCAGGACCAGCGGUUCCAGCUGCCCGGGCACAUGGGCUUCGGGUGUCACCUGCAGGGCACCGCGCCCCCCCGGAGCCCCCCGAGCCUGCCCGACCUCCUGGCAGAGCCCUCGGCCGCCGACCGCCACCAGUUCGUCAUGGCACAGUGCAUCAGCGAGCUCCAGGGUUCUGAUGCUCCCCAGAAGCAGCAGAUCAAUAAUGCUGAGACCUACUUUGAGAAUGCCAAGGUGGAGUGUGCAGUGCAAGCCUGUCCUGAGCUGCUGAGAAAAGAGCUGCAGCCGCUGUUCCCCGAGCUGGGCGCGCGCAGCCUGACGGUGCUGACGGUGACGCAGAGGAGCGCGCAGGACAUGAGCGCCUGGAGCCCCGAGGUGCAGCAGGAGCGGGAGCAGCUCCUGGACAACUUCAUCAAUGGUGCCAAGGAAAUCUGCUAUGCAAUUGCUGCUGAGGGCUACUGGGCUGAUUUCAUUGAUCCCACCUCAGGACUGGCAUUUUUCGGGCCUUACACCAACGACUCGCUGCUGGAGACCGACGAGCGCUACCGGCACUUGGGCUUUGCCGUGGAUGACCUGGGCUGCUGCAAGGUGAUCAGGCACAACCUUUGGGGUACCCACGUGGUGGUGGGCAGCAUCUUCACCAACGCUGAGCCCCACAGCCCCAUCAUGAGGAAGCUCAGUGGCCACUGAGCCCUCCAGCUCCUUUUGGCCUCUUGGGAUUCGUGGAGUCCUUGGGCGAUUCUCCAUCGGCAUCGCUGGGAGUUCCUCUCUUCCCAAGGUUCUUGGAGAAUAAAAGUAGCUGUUAUUUAUUCCUGGUCUUUUGGGGAAUGUAUGUUCACCACUUGUGGGUUUGGUAUAUGGAUUGGCAGCGUUGAGAAACAAAGGAAUUAUCAUUUCCUUUUUAAAUUUUCCAUUUUAUCUUGCCUCAACCGUUCUUUCGCUGGUCGGUUUAGUGUUCAGAAUCCUCUGAAAAUGCCACUGAAAUUCCCAACAAAUUGCCAUUCCUGAAAUUAGCAACUGGCCAAAAAAACGGAAUGAGUCAUAAAAUUGUUCUCCCAGAAUACAGAACUUAAUAAAAUCUGAGCUAAUCACUCAUUUGCUGUUGGAAAAUGAGAAUGAGGUCAACUUUCAGUGGUCUCCAACUCAAAAUCCUUAAUUAUCCUGGAAUUACUCAUCUCUUACUGUUUUUUUUGUCUUCAUGGUGCUUGGGAUUUAUUUUCUCAGUGUUAGCCAAAUAUAUUUAAUUAGCUUAUAUACCUAAAUGUAAUUUAAAGUUGCUUUUGUAACUUUCUUAGGUCAUUAAAUACAAAAAAAAAAAGAGAGAGAUAAUAGGGCAAUGCUUGGAUCUCAUCAUUGUUUUCCUGGACUUGGAUGCAAUCUAGACUUGCCUCUGGAAUUUGGAAAUGCAAGGAGUAAUUAGGAUCAAUUAUUGCAAUUAGAAAGAUGUUUCUGCAAGAAGGUUCCAGGCUGGUCAGGUCUCACAAAAACAAUCAGAUCCAUGGGGGAACAACAGGGCAGGAAUUCCAGGACACCUGCAACACCUGGAAUUUCAGUGCCUUGCACUCUGGCUCUGGGGCAGAAGCAAUAAAAAAAAAUAAAAAUAAAAAUAAAAAAAGCAAUAAAGCAGAUUUGGAUCUCCUCCCAGGUAGUGUGGAGCCAUUUUCCAUCCUUCAGCUUUGCUCCCUCUGCCUGAGGAUCCUGGGAUUUUCACUGAAUUUUUGGGCUUUUUUUACUCCAAAGAUUUUAUUCCUGUUUUUUUCUUUUCUCCUUCUCAUCAAGAGGAUUAAAGAAGUUGAAAAUGCA